AUGGCUGCGCCGGGAAGGUGGAGGCCGCUUCGCGGUGCACCAGUCCUCCUCCUCGCCUUUGCUUUCUGUGCUUGGAUCGGAGAGCAGAGCUUUGCUGUGCCUCCGACCACACGAACGCGGACUACGGCUGGCAUCGAGGGCAUUGCGGAGCCUCUGCCGACCUCCUCGUUCGGAAACUUUGCUGGCAGAAGCUUCCAGUCUACUCGGGCGCAGGACAAAGUGUCCGACGAUGCGCGUGCAACCGAUUUUGCUGCGAUCUCAGAAGUCGGAGUCGGCAGGGAGCACCGAAGGAACCAUGCCAGGCUGCAGGUCAAUCUCUCUUUGGCUGUGUUGACAUCUUGCUGCCAUGAUGUGAUGAGAACUGGCGAACCUGCCGCCGCUUUCUGA
This is a messenger RNA of Symbiodinium natans, 387 nucleotides long. The record is from the annotation of a GenBank genome assembly. Lineage: Eukaryota; Dinophyceae; Suessiales; Symbiodiniaceae.